Rhinocladiella mackenziei CBS 650.93 is the source of this 2382-nucleotide messenger RNA. RefSeq names its product calcium/proton exchanger. Bases 1 to 2382 code for a protein of 793 amino acids. Gene Ontology annotation, biological process: intracellular calcium ion homeostasis; calcium ion transmembrane transport. The record is from RefSeq and is a predicted model, not a curated record. NCBI's taxonomy places the organism in Eukaryota, Fungi, Ascomycota, Eurotiomycetes, Chaetothyriales, Herpotrichiellaceae. Gene Ontology annotation, molecular function: calcium:proton antiporter activity. Gene Ontology annotation, cellular component: fungal-type vacuole membrane. The transcript is spliced from 2 exons.
AUGGUCGACUCCGCCGACGAGCCUCCGCUGUCACGUCGUCUACACUCAUGGGCUAAGACUAAGGUGUCACCACCAACACCAGCAGCAGCACCGUCCCUCAACCUUCCCCGAAACCUCCGUGAAGACCCUGUCCAAUCCCCUGAUUCCCGACCAAACGAGACAGACACCCGCUUACACCAUGCUGGCCACGACCCCUCUGCAGCUGGUCCUGCAUCUUCAGACCACCGUAUCGCCGAGGCCGAUAAAGAGCAACAAGAUCUACCGUCUGUGGACAAGAAAGGAGAUGGAACGCAAUCUUCCCCCAUAGGGACUACUGAACCCAAGGACAAACCGCCCUUGGUCCAUCGUUUCCUCCGCGAUGUCGAGCGCAUCAUCUUCUCCAGUUGGGUCAACUGGCUCCUUGUCUUUGUGCCUGUUGGCCUCAUCCUGGGAAUCUUGGUGGACUGGGUUCAUACCGAUGUUGUAAGUCCCAGCGCCGUCUUUGCCCUCAACGCCAUUGCCAUCAUUCCUCUGGCUUCACUCCUGUCAUUUGCAACAGAGAGCGUUGCCAUCAGACUGGGCGACACCAUUGGUGCGCUUCUGAAUGUCACCUUUGGCAAUGCCGUCGAAUUGAUCAUCUUUAUCAUUGCCCUCGCGGCGAAAGAAGUCCGCGUCGUCCAAGCCGCUGCCCUCGGUUCCAUCUUGGCCAAUCUCUUGUUGAUCUUGGGCAUGUGCUUUGUCGCCGGCGGUCUGAGAUUCCGAGAACAGUUGUACAACUCAACCGUCUCGCAGAUGAGCGCGUGUCUUUUGUGUUUGAGUGUCAUCAGUCUGCUCCUCCCCACGGCAUUCCACGCCUCCUUCUCCGAUACAAGCAAAGCAGACCACGUAGUUUUGAAAGUGUCACGGGGGACCAGUGUAGUCCUGUUGUUGGUCUACAUGUUGUACCUCCUGUUCCAGCUCAAAUCCCACGCGUUCAUGUACCAGAGUACUCCCCAACAUCUCAUUGACGAGGAGUCCCAUCCUGGAGUCCUUGCCGACAUCCUCAAUUCAUCCAGUUCUUCCAGUGACACCUCUGCCUCCGGCUCCACCGAUUCUGACUCCAGCUCUGGCUCUCAUACCACCGCCAAACGAAUCAGACGAGCCCUCCGCAGAAGGAGGCGCAAAUCAACUUCUAGUACGAAAGACACCGUCUCAAUCCCGGGAUUUACGAGAAGCCCAUCGGUUCUCACUAGACAUGGCGGCUCAAUUACCCAGGCGACAUCUCCGACAUCUCUCGAUCUAGACCCUGUCUUCUCUGGCGACGAGGCCGACGUUGAUGGCGAAGGGAGGACGGGUCGUCGCCGAUCACGUACUCAGGUCAUCCAGUCUCGUGAUUUUGAGAGUGAAGUACCACAAGAUCAGACGUCCGAGAAAUCUAAGAAACGUCGCAAGAAUUUCAAGAAGACCAAACGCUCGAAAAAUGAAAAGGCAAAGGCAAAGGACCCGGAAAAGUCGCCUAUUGUUGAGACACAGACCAAGGUGAACUCUCUGACACCGGUGAAUACUGUUCUACCGCAAGUCGAGUUUGCAGCGGAGACUCAAGAGAUUCCUGCCGAUGGCACUCCCAAACGACCAUUCAACAUUCGCCAUUUGUCUGAAGCAGUCAAGCCUGCCUUCCCACACCAUCAAGCUACGGGAAGACCUCUUGCCAUGCCUAUCCGAUCCGUCUCCCGACCUCGAUCUGGAUCGCGAGGUCUUCGCCGGACUUCUUCCAUGCCGGACAUGAUUCAUCCCACAAUCUCCCACCCCCGACUAUCGUCUGUGACGAUUGCACCGGUGCAGCCUCGCUCUCCCAAUUCAGAGGGGGGGACGGAAGUUGAAACCGAAGAAGUCGUCGAAGUCAAGGAGCAUUUAUCCCGCACUUCUGCGGUGAUCCUUUUACUGGCAACUACAGGACUCGUGGCGCUGUGUGCCGAGUUCUUGGUGGGAAGCAUCAAUUACCUGGUUGCCAACAGCAGUAUCAGCCAGGCAUUUAUCGGUCUGAUCAUUCUGCCCAUUGUGGGCAACGCAGCCGAGCACGUCACAGCCGUCACAGUGGCCGCGAAGAACAAGAUGGAUUUGGCCAUCAACAUUGCCCUGGGGAGUAGCAUCCAGAUCGCGCUUUUUGUCACCCCUCUAAUGGUCAUCCUUGGAUGGAUCCUCAAGACAGACAUGAGUUUGUAUUUCAGCCUCUUCGAGACUGUUAGUCUGUUUGCCAGUGCCUUUAUCGUCAGCUUUUUGAUGAUUGAUGGCCGCAGCAAUUACCUGGAGGGAGCCUUACUGAUCGCAGCGUACGUCAUCAUCGCGGUUGCGGCGUUCUUCUACCCUACUUGCGACCUGAGCUCCGCCAGCGGACCACUUGAGGGUACGGACAAAGUUUGUUAG